Messenger RNA from Pipistrellus kuhlii (Kuhl's pipistrelle), 694 nucleotides. RefSeq names its product natural killer cells antigen CD94. Gene Ontology annotation, biological process: cellular response to molecule of fungal origin. The record is from RefSeq and is a predicted model, not a curated record. The coding region runs from base 1 to 645 and encodes 214 amino acids. Gene Ontology annotation, molecular function: (1->3)-beta-D-glucan binding. The transcript has 5 exons. Lineage: Eukaryota; Metazoa; Chordata; Mammalia; Chiroptera; Vespertilionidae.
AUGCUGAACCAAUUAACUGCUCUCUUUCUAUUAGGCUACUCUGCCUCACAGACUUCAUGGAAGUUAAUUUCUGCGGUUCUGGGCUUCAUCUGCUUGGCGCUCCUUGUGACUGUUGGAAUCUUAGCUACAAAGAAAACAGAGCCAUGUUCAGGCAAUGUGACUUUCAGUGAGAAAACAGACCAGAAGGAAUUCAUUUCAGGAAAUUUAUCGAUUCUCCCGCUGUCGACAAAAGUUCAAGGUUCAAAGUGUCACCCUUGUGAAGACAACUGGCACCAACAUGGGGAAAACUGCUACUCUGUUUCUGCACAACCAAGUUUUUGGAAAAAUUGUGACGUUCAUUGUACUACGUGGUCUUCAAGUUUUCUUAAAGUAAAUACUGAAAAAGAAAUGGAUUUUGUAAAAAAUUUUUCAAUGAAGCAAUGUCAUAUUGGAGCAGUAAAGUUUUGGAUUAGUUUAUAUUACAACAGCAGUGAACAGAAACGGGCUUGGAAAGAUAGCUCAGCUUUUACUUUGGACAAGAUCCAGUUAGCAAAACCUGACAUUGCCUCUAAUCAUUGCAAAUAUAUUCAAAAUGGUCAGUUAUUGGAUGAUAAUUGCGAAGACCUUGGUCAUUGUAUAUGUAAGAAGACAACAUUUGGAGACUGAAUCUCUCACAUGCGAGAUAUAAAACUGAAAGCAACAAAUGAACAAACCU